GAGAGAGAUCUUUUAUUUUUUCAUUUUUUGUCACAUUAUAUAUGUUUGUGGAGACGUGUUCUUUCACACGUAUGUUCACACCUGUCAUCCGCAACUACUCAGCUAGUAGCUCCUUAUGUUCCACGUUUCCUUCACCGCCUCUUAACCCAAUGACUCAGACUUAAAACCACCUCACUGCCGAUUGUACCCUCCGCUUCAUCUCCAUCUUCUCCAAAUCCUCGAUUAUAGUUGGUGAUGUCGUCUAGGCCCAAAUUUGACAUCCAAUUGCUCCGAUUUGAAUUAUCUAGACCCCACAAGGAAGAAAACCAUGACGGUCUCGCAGCUGUAAGUGCCCGCUGUCCGCUUUCCCACCCCGGCUCCAUAUGGUACGCUGAUUGUCGAACUUUCUCUGCUUCUUAAUGUGCAUUGCAAUCCAUUCGCCCUGAUGUUUCUCUAGGUUUGGAGCUUUCGCCUUAAAUCUGAUUUGGGUAUGUGUAAUUUUAUUGUUCUACAUUGUGUGUGUUUUGAAUGACUAGAAAAUAACGCCUAAGAUAGAUAGACUGGACGAGGUCGAAAGGGAAGCAGGAAAAAACAGCAACGCACAUCGGCGCUGGUGAUGGUGGUGCUCCCUAUCUGUCUUCCUCUGUUAAUAGAAGCGACACCUCUUCAAAGCCAAAACUCUGUCAUCAUCAACACCGCAAUCAAUGGGGUACUCUCACUGCUCUCUUUGUCUAUCUAUACUCUGUACAAAUAAUCGAUUUCUCCCAAAUCUCUUUGCUUCCGAUUUUCCUUUAUCUUCUAUUCUUAAGAGGAGAUUCAGAUUCGUCGGAUCAUGAAUCCGACUUCCAAAAUUCCAGGUUCGAUUUGUUUAAAUUUUCUUUAAUAAUUGUUCUUGGAAUUAUCUAUAUACGUUUGUUUGUAAAGUAUUGUGAAAUUGUCAACUUUUUGGUGAUGAAAUACAUUAACCUCUCAUGGAAAACAAAUGUUUUCUUAGAAAAUUUUUAUGAUGUUUUGGUUUUCUGCUGAACAGAAUCAUAAAUUUUCACGAUCUGGGAAAGAUGAAUUUAAUUUAGGUGCAUGAAUCAAGCUAUUGUGUGCUUUCGGUAAAGCUAUGGGCUUUUUUAUCAGUAUUUGAUCUGGUUUAUCAUUUUUUUUUGUUCUUAUUUAUGGUCUAUUUAACCGACUUGCAUUUAUUUUUGAUAAAUUUUCAAUUGUUGAUACUAUUUGGCUCUGUUGUUUGACAGCAACUAAGUUAAGGUACCUGGUCUGCAAUUUUUUUUACUAACGGAAUGGACACAAAAGGCAAAUUCUGACUUUUAUGGACAAAUAGGUGAUAUUUCAACUCAAUUUUGACUUAAAUUGUAGAAUUUACCGGUAUAUUUUGCCUGACAAAGUGAUGAAUUUUCAUGUCAUUUUCAAUCUAAAUAUAAAAAAACUGAAGAAAAGUAUCAUGCAUGUUGUAUUCACAAUGAAUAUAUGUUUAAUUUUUUUUUUACCUUAAUCAUUUUUUUUCUCUUCCUUUUUGAUUUUUUUCAUACAUAAGAACUUUGGCUUCUACUUUUUCAAUUCCAAGGGCAUAUAUGUCUACAUAUUUUACAAUUUUCCCAUUGUAUCCGAAAUAUAAGAUUUGAUGAGCAAAAACACUAGAUAAUCAUUAACCUUUUGGUAAGUAAUCCAAUCUUUAUCGUUUUCUUAUUAAUUUGGAGGGUUAAAAUUUGAAGAAUUACAUGGUCUACAGGCUUUGCAAAUGCCUGUUAUUUUUUUGUUCUUUUUUGUUUUUUACUUUAUGGAUUUGAAGUAUAAUUAAAUAAAAAUACUCUUUUUAUUACCAACAAAUGGAAAUGAAUUCAUUUUAUAUCACGAAUGGAAAUGAAGCUGUAUGUAGGUGCAGUGUGGUAAGGAGGAUAAAAUUGGCAUUGCUAUGGUGUCUUCAAUUACCGGUUGAAUGGACUUUCACUUUGUCACAUUUGGAGGCUUCAAGGUGCAAGAGUUAUAUAUAGGGCAAUAUGGCUUUUUUCUGGUGGAUAGUUAUCUUAAGGAGGUUACCUAUCAAGAGUAGAGUACUUUGAAAAGUUAGGGUUCGUUUUAAUUGAGGGAAGAAAAAGUUCAAUCGAAGCAUACGGUUUGGAAAUUGAAGAGAACUGGUGAAUGCGAGUGUUAUAGUGAAGAAGAUGGCCUCCGAUUCCAAACAAAGUAAGUAUUUAACAGUUUAUAUACAUUAUAAUGGUUUAUUCGCACGAAAACCAUUAGUGUACUUGAACGCUGUUGUUGUUUCAAUCUGUGAUGUCGAUUUUGGUGCAAUGGAUUUCAAAGACUUUAACUUGUUCAUUGCAAAGUUGAUUGAAGGCAGUUGUGAUAAUGUAUAUUAUUGCACUAGAAAUGAACCAUUGGCAGAGGGUAUUAGGAGAAUUAGGAAUGAUGCUGACUACUUUGAGUUUAUUGAAACGGGUUAUAGUGAUGAAGCCGGUCUAAGAAUGAAUGUGUAUAUAGACCACGAAAAUGAACCUGUACUUGAUUGGGCUGAUAUGGAAGUAAUGGAAGAUGAUGAAGGGCAUUAUUCUGAGGAAGACCUGGAUGAUGAUAUAGAUUCACAACUUUCUGAUGAUGUUCCAUAUGAGCAUGAAGCAGAUGAUUACAUUCCUUCUCUUGACAAGACUAUUGGUGAUGAAUUCUUACAUCGGGUGUCAGGUAUGUGUAAGGAUAUAGAUGAUGAGGCUGAAACUGAUGAGGUUGAAACCAAGAAUGGAGAUGACAAACCAGUGUACCCUAUCCAUAAUGAGAACCUGAAAUGGGACAAAAUGGUGCCAAUUCUAGGUAUGAGAUUCUCUAACCCCAUGGAAUUGAAAAUUUGUUUGACUAAUUAUGCAGUGAAGAAUGGGUACAACCUUUAUUUUGAAAAAAAUGAUAGUCAGAGGUUAUUAGUGAGAUGUUGUAAAGAGAACAAGAACCCCUCUUGUCCUUUUAGACUGUGGGCUUCCUGGAUGAGCAGUGAAAGGUCUUUCCAAAUUAAGUCAUUAGUUGAUGAACAUAACUGUUCAAGAGUCUUCAAACUUGGUUCCAUUGUAACAUAUAAAUGGAUUGGAAUGCAUUUUAAGAAUCAACUUGUGAAGAACCCUAAAAUGAGCAUAAGGAAAAUGAAGGCCAAAGUGAGUACAAAGUUUAACUUGAUUGUUAGUGUCACUCAAUGUAGAAAUGCUAGGAGAUAUGCUUUGGAUGAGAUAGAGGGUAGUUUGAUAGAACAUUAUGGUAAAGUAUGGAGUUAUGGAGAAGAAAUAAUGAGGACAAAUCCUGGUUCAACAGUAAAGAUAGAUGUGAAUGUCAUGCCUGAUUCCACAACCUACUUUUCUAAAAUGUAUGUUUGUUUUAAGGGUGUGAAGGAUGGUUGGAUUGCAGCAUGUAGGAGGGUAAUAGGGGUAGAUGGUUGUUUUUUAAAGGGUAUAUGUAGAGGCCAACUGUUAGCAGCUAUGGGUAGGGAUGCAAACAACCACAUCUUCCCUAUUGCAUGGGCUGUGGUGGAAGUUGAAAAUAAGGAAACAUGGAAGUGGUUUCUUGACCUCCUUCUGGAUGACAUUGAAAUGGGAAUUGGUCAUGGAUUGACCCUCAUAUCAGACCAACACAAGGGAUUAAUAGAGGCUGUCAAAGAAAGGGUUCCAGCAGCAGAGCAUAGACAAUGUGCUAGGCACAUCUAUGCUAACUUCAAGAAAAGAUUCAAAGGUGAACAAUAUAGGAAGUUGUUUUGGGCAGCAGCUGCUAGUACUACUCAACCAAAAUUUGAGGCAGAAAUGAAUUCCAUAAAAAAAAUUGACCCUUUGGCUUAUGAACACCUCAUGGAAAGGGACCCUAAAAGUUGGUGCAGGGCAUUCUUUGAAGUGGACAGGGCUUGUGAUGCUUAUGAGAAUGGCAUAUCAGAAAGUUUCAACUCUAUUAUUGAUCUUGCUAGGAAAAGGCCACUCAUCACCAUGUUGGAAGAGUUAAGGAUUUAUGCAAUGGAGAGGAUGUAUAAAAUGUUGCAAGAGGGACAAAGUUGGGGGAAUUUAAAAAUAUGUCCAUCUAUAAGGUUUAAGAUAUCAAAGCUAAAGAAACAGCAAAGAUUUUGGGGUGUUAUACCAUCUGGGAUACAACAAUAUGAAGUUAGGAUUGGAAAUGAUGGAUAUGCUGUGGACCUUAACAACAACACAUGUGGAUGUAGAUCUUGGCAAGUAUCAGGUAUCCCAUGUGUGCAUGCAGUGGCAGCCAUUUCAUACCUUAACAGGAAUGCAGAGGAUUAUGUUGCACCAUGGUUCCAUACAGCCAUGUUCUUGACUUGUUACAACCAUACCAUUAACCCACUUAAUGGUAGUUCCAUGUGGCCUGAAGCUCCCUACAUGAAGCCAUUGCCUCCUCAAAAAAGAAGGUUACCAGGAAGGCCAACCCUUAAAAGGAAAAAAGAUCAAUCUGAGAUGGAAAGCAAGGGGAAAACAAGGCAUACUAUCUCAAAAGCAGGUUCAGUUAAUAGAUGCACUAUUUGUAGAGAAAGGGGCCACAAUAGAUCAACAUGUCCUACUAGACCAGCAGAUGUAGCAUCCACUUCAAGGCCAAAAAACAAGAAACCUAAAAAAUGUAAAAAAGAGAAAGCAGGUAAAGUGGAACCAGUUCAAGUGGAUCCAGUUCAAGCAGAUCCAGUGGAUCCAGUUCAAGUACCAGCUCCACAGGUUGAUCCAGUUCAAGCAGAUCCAGUGGAUCCAGUUCAAGUACCAGCUCCACAGGUUGAUCCAGUUCAAGCAGAUCCAGUAGAUCCAAUUCAAGUACCAGCUCCACAUGUUGAACCAGUUCAAGAAGAUCCAGUGGAUCCACUUCAAGUACCAGCUCCACAUGUUGAACCAGUUCAAGCAGAUCCAAUGGAUCCAGUUGAUGUACCAGCUCCUCCAGUGGAUCCAGUUCAAGUAGAUGAUCCACAUCCAGAUGUUGAUGUCCCUGCUCAACCAGUUGCAACUAGACAGAGGAUACGAAAAUACUCAGAAAGAAUUACCAAGAUAGGGUUGAGAAGGAAGGUUUUGAAGAAAGAAGGAAGCACUGGACACAACCCAAUGGUGUUGGAAUGAUUUUAUUUGGAAAGACAAACUUUUAGUCUUAUAAAUAUGUAAUUGGGAAAAAUUUAAGAAUCAUGGCACAUGGCACAUCUUUUGACAUAUUAGGACAACUGUGGGCACAGCUUUUGUAAUAGUGCACAUGCUGAUGGAAUAUUACAACUUUGUCUUUUAUCUAUAUGCUUUGGUGUACGGUUAUUUGCAUAUAGAUUGUUUAAUCUUA
Lactuca sativa (garden lettuce) is the source of this 5268-nucleotide messenger RNA. The record is from RefSeq and is a predicted model, not a curated record. Lineage: Eukaryota; Viridiplantae; Streptophyta; Magnoliopsida; Asterales; Asteraceae.